AGAGCCUUGGGGCCUCGGGGAGAGUUGCUCUCCACCUCUGGGAGGGUCUCUGUGUGUUUCCUCCCCCUGGAUUGGCUCCUUGAGGCCUUUUAAGUGCGGGCUUUGUUCUCUAGAAAGCGCAGGUCUGUCCUGCUACAUGCUGCUACUGUUUGGGGAAAAGGAAAAAAAAAAGAGCUGAGUAAUACUGAGCCUUCUCAUGUGGCUGAUGCAAACCUGGAGAAUUUGCAUCAUCAUUUAGUAGGAGUAAGUUGGUGUGACAGGAGCUUAAAUACAAGCGCCAGAGGAAGCCGAGCUAGUUUCUGAUGACUAGGCAGCAGCAGCAGUAGCAGCAGCGGCAGGGAUACGGUGGUGGGUUCGGGUAGCUAUGGAGAGAGAGGCACAGGUGUUUUUGAGGAGUAAUUAGAGAGGCUGGAAGAGUAAAAUACACCUUUGAGGUUCAUAUCUGUGAACACUACCGCAGGGUGAGAGACAGGCAACAAGGAAAGGAAACGAUCCGAGCUCAGUCAGGGAUCAGGGAGCCCAGAACUUGUUUUGAAAGUUUUCUCCUCCUCCUCCUCCUCUCUCUCACACUUUUAAGCCUCCCCCCCCCCCUUUCUUUCUGUGUCUCCUGUUGAGAUUGGUAGAAUCCCACUAUGGUCAGGAAGUCUGUAGUGUCCGCCAUCUCUAAUGGAGGUUACCUCCAAGGGGAUGCCCAUGGUCACUUGCCCACCAUGGGGAGCAAAGAGCCCUUGGAGCAGGAGAGGGUGGUGUUGAAGAAAAAGAUUACGCUGCUGAGGGGCAUCUCCAUCAUCAUUGGCACCAUCAUCGGGGCUGGCAUAUUUAUCUCCCCCAAAGGAGUUCUCCAAAACACGGGCUCUGUAGGCAUGUCUCUGAUCGUCUGGACAGUCUGUGGGAUCCUGUCUCUGUUUGGAGCUUUAUCCUACGCUGAGUUGGGAACAUGUAUAAAGAAAUCUGGUGGUCACUACACUUAUAUUUUGGAAGUCUUUGGCCCUUUGCCAGCUUUCGUCAGAGUCUGGGUGGAGCUGCUCAUAAUACGCCCUGCUGCCACUGCUGUGAUAUCCUUGGCAUUUGGACGCUAUAUCCUGGAACCAUUUUUUAUUCAGUGUGAAAUCCCAGAACUUGCAAUCAAGUUAAUUACAGCCGUGGGCAUCACCACUGUCAUGGUCCUGAAUAGCAUGAGCGUUAGCUGGAGUGCCCGGAUCCAGAUUUUCUUAACCUUUUGCAAGCUCACAGCAAUUCUGAUAAUUAUAGUCCCUGGAAUUAUGCAACUAAUUAAAGGUCAGACAGAACACUUUAGAAAUGCCUUUUCAGGAAAUGAUGCCAGCAUUAUGGGAUUACCAUUGGCUUUUUAUUAUGGAAUGUAUGCAUAUGCUGGCUGGUUUUACCUCAACUUUGUUACUGAAGAAGUAGAAAAUCCAGAGAAAAACGUUCCUCUUGCAAUAUGUAUAUCAAUGAUCAUAGUUACAGUUGGCUAUGUCCUAACGAAUGUGGCCUACUUUACUACCAUCAGUGCUGAGGAAUUGCUGCUCUCAAAAGCUGUGGCAGUGACCUUUGCAGAGAGACUUUUGGGAAAAUUCUCAUUAGCAGUCCCUGCCUUUGUUGCCCUUUCCUGCUUUGGCUCCAUGAAUGGGGGAGUUUUCGCUGUCUCCAGGUUGUUUUAUGUUGCUUCCCGUGAGGGUCACCUUCCAGAAAUCCUCUCCAUGAUUCAUGUCCGCAAGCACACUCCUCUGCCAGCUGUCAUCGUUUUGUACCCUUUGACGAUGAUAAUGCUUUUCUUCGGAGAUCUUUAUAGUCUUUUGAAUUUCCUCAGUUUUGCCAGGUGGCUUUUUAUUGGACUAGCAGUUGCAGGGCUGAUUUAUCUCCGAUACAAACAGCCAGAUAUGCAUCGUCCUUUCAAGGUGCCACUGUUUAUCCCAGCUCUGUUUUCCUUCACCUGCUUUUUCAUGGUGAUCUUGUCCCUUUAUUCGGAUCCACUCAAUACUGGAAUAGGCUUUGGGAUCACGCUAACUGGUGUCCCCGGAUACUACUUCUUCAUUGUCUGGGACAAGAAGCCAAAAUGGUUCCAGAGAUUAUCAGGUAGAAUAACCAGAACACUGCAGAUAUUGCUGGAAGUUGUGCCCACGGAUGAUGGUCAAAAUAAGCCAUGAUCAACUGAAUUCCAAAGAAGGCACCUCAUGUGGCGGUGUUACUCUUCUCUGGUUUCCUCUGAGGCAAAAUGAAGAUGAAAAAUUACUUCAUGGUAUUCCAGAGGAUUAUAAGACUGAGUUCUGGCUUACAUAUCCAAGAAAAUAAGUACCUCCAAUAAUAGUUUUCUUAUGUGUUCAAACCUAUGUUCAAGAAGUUUAAGCAUGCCUGCAGGUACAUGUGUAGACAUCUGGUAGGUUUUGUGACUGCUCUUUUUAGUGUCAGACACUGUUUGGGGGCAGGGGAAGGAGGACACAAUGACAAUCACUCUAGUGGACUUAAUGACAUUAUCUUACUGAGUCCCAAGGUCUUCAAAUUGAAGGCCAUGGGGCAUUUUCUACAUUGUAAGUGUUUUAUGAAAUGGUUUUAUAUACUGUAGGUAGUUAUACUGUGAACAGUGUCCUCUGCUCUCUGGACGUGUAACACAGCUCUUCUGUGCCAUGAGAAUGGGUGCUAGAGGUACACCUUGAUUUUCAAUCUUCAACCCCAAUGCCUUCCUCCCUGUGUUGUUUGCACUGUAUCGGUUUCCCCUCUACAGUCACACUGGCUUAGGUAUAACUCUUCCUUUUUUAAUGAACUGGUCCCAGGGCAUUUGGGAUGAGAGAGAGCAGGGAUAUGGUUCAUUUUCUUGAGUACAUUAAAAGAUAGUAGCUUUGGGGCUAUUGUUUAUCAGGCCGAUUCAGCACAUGUGCUGAACUGAAAACCUCUGAGAAUUUAUUAAGUCAAGAUUUUUAAUCACAGGGCCAUAUAGGAAAUCAGACACUUUGGGAAAAGUCUUUUUAUUCCCUGUGGGGUAGAUGAAGUGGAAAGGAUACAGGUCUUCAGCCUUUCCAAAUCAGUUCAUUUGGUUUUGAAUCCUCACAGUAAAUAACUGUCAUCAGGAGUUUCUAGCACCUCCACUGAAAUAAACUCCCUAAUGAAUAUAUCAAAAGAAACAUUUUUUUUUGCAUCUUCAAAGAACCGACAUCAACAUUAAAGACAAUUUCACCAAAGGGAGGAAAUUGUCCAAAACACAUCCUUGUAUUCCUAUCUGUAUGCACUGCUUCUAACUUGCAAGUUAGAGAUUCUUUUUUUGCAUUUCUACAGAAUGAUACAUUUCAAAAAUUUUUUAAGUGUCCCUAUCUUUUAUCCAUAAUUUUAUGAAAAAAGAAAAUGGAAAACUGAGCCGUUCACUGUGUUACACUGAACAAGCACUUAACUGGGGGUCAAAUGAUUUUAAUUUUAGGCCUCUCUUCCACAAAUGUGGUAGGUGACUUUGGCUAUGUAACUACCAUGGUGGACAUCAGUUUCUUCAGAUCUAAAAUUCAGAUAUUAAACUCUGAACUUUUGUGCCUUAAGAAGCAGAGGAAGGAGGGGAGGGAUAGGGCAGAAGGAAUUCACUUGAUUGUAGAUAUCGGAGAGAAAAGGUGUACCUUCCAAUAGGUUCUUCAGUACCAUUCCAACAUUUAAGUGUUGGUGACCUUGGGCAAAGUCCCAAUUUCUUUGCGUUAGUUAAAACUUUGGUAAAGUAGGAGAGUUGCACUAUGAAAUCUCCACGUUUAUAUUUUAUGGUUCUAGAAACUAUUCUGAUUUGAGUAAAUGACUGAAUGGAAGAUGUGUGGAAUGCCACUGUACUAAACAUUUACUUUCUCGUUAAGAAUUUCCAGUCUUAUUUCUCAACAUUGUCAGUAAUUUCAACUUUGACAUCAAUUUCCCCUGAAAAGAGAAAAUAUGUGACAAAUGGAUUUGAAAAUGAAUGGAAAAGAAAAAAGUGUGUAUAUGCUUGUGUGUGCAUGUGAGUGCAUGUGUGUGCAUAAUUGUGCUGUGUACAUGCAUGUACAAGAGGGAGUAGGAGUAAAAGAAGGAAACUUUUAAAAAGAUGCCUUAAAAAUGACUCUAAGCAUUGACAUCAAUGAUCUCUAUAGUGUUACACUACAAUAAUUAAUUUCCCUUUUUUAAAACCCUCAUUCUGACUUAGGAUGUAUAAUAAGUAUCAUUUCCAAGGUUUGAAGAGAAAAUUGGGGUUAAAUUAUUUUAUGGGGUCACACAGCUAGGAAGUAUAUGAAGUCAUAUUUGAACCCAGGACCUGUCAUCUCUAGCUCUGGCUCUCUAUCCAUUGAAACACCUAUAGCUGCCCCGAUAAUUUAAUUUCCAAUGGUGAACAGAAUCCUAGCCUCUAGAUAGUCUUCCUGUUCAUGAUGUUGAUGAUAAUGGUUAGAAAUUUAUUUUGUGCAUACUCCAUUUCACAUGCUUUACAAACUUUAUCACAUUUGAUCCUCACAACAACUUUGUGAGGUAGGUGCUAUUAUUAUCCUCUUUUUUAUAAUUGAGGAAACUGAGGCAGAUAGAGGUUUGAAUGCAUUGCACAGUCACACAGCCAAUAAGUGUCUGAGGCCAGAAUUGGACUCGAGUCCCCCUGAAUCUAGUCCCAGAGAUUCGUCUGCUGUACUACAUUUGUUGCUGAGUUGUUUCAGUCAUGUCUGACUUUUCCUGACCACAUUUUAGGGUUUUAUUGGAGUAGUUUGCCAUUUCCUACUCCAGCUCAUUUUCAGAUAGGAAUUGGUGGGUUAAGUUACCUCCACAUGGUAAGUGUCUGAGGAUGGAUUUGAACUCAGGAAGAUGAGUCUUCCUGGUUCCAGGCCCAGGGCUCUAUUCACUGUACCAUCUAGCUGAUACCAUUUUACAGAUGUGGAAACCUAGGUCCACAGAGAAGUGCCCACCAUCACAAAAAUACAAAAUAAGAAGCUUGGACUAAGGUUGACCCUUGAGGUACCCUCCAACUGUCUAUCUAUGUUUGUUCUCAGAGGUAAUAGUUUGUUAGUGCCUAGUAAUAAACAAUAACAUUCCUGGUUUCUCCUCAGUCAAUGCUCCUUCAUUUCUCCCUCAUAUUAAUUUUCUUAUGCUGUACUGACCAAAGUCUAAUUAAUCUUAAUAUUUUGAUAGGAACUAAUGUCUUGUUACCUGCUGACUUUGGUAAACUAAGGACAGAACCACUAUAGAAUAUAUUAUAUCUCUAUAUACAUAUAUUUUUAAAUGAAUAUACCAACAUGCUAUUGUAACAAAAUUGUAUUGGUAAAACCACUAUCAAAUAUACUUUGUAUUUUUUAAAAAAUGAAUAUAUAUAUGACUACUAUUGUAAUUAAAUGUUAUCCAGGCUAAACAUUUUAGUUCAUUUGACAGUUUUUAAAAGUAUGGCAGCUGUUAAAGGUUUGUUUCAUUAGGGAGAUCAUUUGUGACUAGGUUUUUGUAACUCAUCAGUUUUGAUUGUGGAUAGGAUUUUUUUUUUCAUUUCACUAACUUUAUUUGUAUUUUAUAACUUGCAGAUUAUCUUUUCAUUUCUUUCUUCCUAGCUAAAUGCAUGUGUGAUCCGUCUACACAGGCAGACUGAAUUUCCUCGAAACCCCUUUCAAAUCUUACUUUUAUGCCACACAUUUUUGGUAUUGAAAAAUUAACUUUUUUUUCAUCUUCAAAGCAAUGCAAUACAUCAUGCUUUCCUUAUUCAAGGAAUACACUUUCACACUUGGAGACUAUUUCAAAUUGCGUAAAAUUUUUGAUUGAUAUAUUUUAUUCUUAAAAUAGCAAAGUAUUUAAUUGGGACAGAAAAUAAAAAAUAGAAGGGUUCUCCACCUCUCCUGACCCCAUUCAAUGAAGAUUUAAAAACUCUCAUAGAUGUUUCUGAUAGUGUAGAAGAAACCCUUAGAAAACUCAUGGUUCUAGGUCAGGAAUUUUGUGUCUGCAACUUUAUAUCUCUGCCUCCUGGCAAAUAGUUGUGCCUUCUGACUUCAUGAGCUAUAGUUUUAUAAGAGCAACUAUAUAAAUGUGGUUAUUGUUCAGUCAUUCAGUUAUGUUGGACUCUUCAUGGCCUAUGCAAUACACCAAUCAGGUCCUUCUAUCCUGUAGUAUCUCCUGAAGUAUGUACAAGCUUAUUUUCAUUGUUCCUAUGACACCAACUCUCAACUUCUGCCAUUUUCUUCUUUUACCUUCAAUAUUUUCCACAAUCAGGGUCUUUUCAUCAUGUAGUCAAAGUAUUUAAGUUUUAGUUUCACUAUUUGACUAGUCUAUAAUUUCUUUGAGAGUGGACUGAUUUUAUCUCCUUUGUCCAAGGUACUCUGAAAAGUCUUCUAUAGAAUCCUAAUUCAAAAACAUAGAUUCUGUGGUCCUUGGCUUUCCUUAUAAUCAAAUACUCACAGUUAUAUAUUGCUACUGGAAAAUCCAUCACUUUGACUCUAUGGACCUUUGUUGGCAAGGAUAUGUCUCUGCUUUUUCAUACACUGUCUAGAUCUGUCAUAGCUUUCCUUCCAAGGAACAAGCAUCUUUUAUUUUCACGGCUGCAGUUGCCAUCUAUAGUGAUCUUUCAGCACAAGAGUAUCAGAUCUGACACUGCUUCUAUUUUUCUCCCUCUAUUUACUUGGCAGUGAUGACACCAGCUGCCAUGAUCUUCUUCUGUGUUGUUUUUUUUUAAUACUCUCUUCUUUCACUCUCAUCAAGAGGCUUCUUAAUUCUUCUUCCCUUUCUGCCAUCAGAGUGGUCUCUGCAUAUUUGAAAUCAUUGAUAUUUCUCCUGGUAACUUUAAUUCUGGCUUUUAAUUUGACCAGCCUAGCAUUUUGCAUGAUGUACCCUACAUAAAAGUUAAAUAAGGCAACACUUUGCUGCCUUGUUGUACUCCUUUUCCAGUCUUGAACCAAUCAGAUAUUACAUAUUUGGUCAUAACUGUUGCUUCUUUACCCAUAUACAAAUUCCUCAGGAGACAAGUAAGAUGCUCAGGUACUCCCAUUUCUUUGAGGACUUGCCAUAUUUUGUUGUGAUCCUCACAGUCAAAGGCUUUCGUGUAGUCAAUGAAGCAGAGGUUGGUGUUUUUCUGAAACUCCCUCGCUUUCUCUAUAGUCCAGAAAAUGUUGGCAAUUUGGUCUGUAGUUCCUCUGCCUUUUCAAAAACCAGCCUACUUUUCUGGAAAUUCUGAAACCCAGCAUAUAGUAUCUUAAGUUUUACCUUGAUGGUGUGUGAAACGAGCACUGUUGUGCAAUAUUUGAAUAUCCUUCGGUAUUGCCUUUCUUUAGGACUGGAAUAUAAACUGAUGUUCUCCAAUCUAGUGGCCAUUGAGUUUUCCAAAUAUGCUGGUCUUUUGAGUGCAGCAACUGGAAUUCUACAACCUCUACUAGCUUGAUUGUUAGCAAUGCUAUAGCCCAGUUGACUUUAUCCUCCUAGAUAUCUAUAUCUAUGACCAUAAUAUUGUGGUUAUCAGUGAUCUUAGGAUCUUGUAUAGUUCUUCUACAUAUUCUUUCCACUUCUUUUUAAUAUCUUCUACUUUUAAGUCCCUACCAUCUUUGUCUUUUGUAAUACCCAUUUUUGCAUGAAAAAUUCCCUUGAUAUCUUUAAUUUUCUUGAUAUCUCAUCUUUCCCAUUCCAUUGUUUUCUUCUAUUCCUUUGCAUUAUUUAUUUAAGAAAACCUUACCUCUUUGCUAUUCUUUGCAAUUCUGUGUUCAGUUGGUUACAUCUUUCCCUUUUCCCUUUUGCUUUCUUUCUUUACUUAGCUGUUUGUAAAGUUUCAUCAGACAUCCAUUUAGCUUUCUUGCUCUUCUUUUUCUUUGGAUUUUUUGUUUGUUUAUUUCUGGUUCCUGUACAAUAUGGCAAACCUCUACCCAGGAUUAUUUGGGCUCUCUCAUGAAUCUAAUUUCUUAAAUCUAUUCACCAUUUCUGCUUCAUACUCAUAAGGGAUAUUAUUUUGGUCAUAUUUAUAAGAUCUUAUGAUCUUUUUUUAUACUGUCUUCAACUUAAGUUUGAAUUUUUUAAAUAAGAAGCUCAUAAUCUGAGAUAAAGUCAAUUCCAGGUCUUCUUUUAGCUGAACCAUAUAGAGUUUUUUCACCUUUGGCUUCAAAGUAAAUAAACACUCUUACUUAGAUGCUGACCACUUGGCGUUGUCCUGUCUGAAGAAUCUCUUUUUGGAUUGCUGAAAAAGAAUGUUUUUCUAUGACUAGUGUUAUCUCUACAAAACUCUGUUAGUCUCUUCCAUGCUUAGUUUUGUACAUCUAGGCCAAACUUUCCUCUUAUUUCAAUUAUAUUUUGAUUUUCUACUUAAGCAUUUCAAUCUAUAACAUGUUGAAGGUUUCAAAGAACUGAUCAACUUUGGCCAAUUUGGCAUCAGUGGUUAGAGCAUAGAUUUAUGUUAUUGUCGUGCUAAACAAUUUGCCUAUGUAUGUGUCCUUAAGAGUUAAUGGUUAACCAUGGUCAACAUAUUAAUUAAAAAUCAUGUAUAAUGUAUAUGUUUCUUUUUACUUGAGUAGAGAUUUUAAAUUAAAAAAAUUAAAUUAUUUUAUAGCAGUAAUUUCAGUUCCCUAAACUUGUCAAAUGUAGUUGUACAAAUGUACACAUGUAGUUGUCAAAAGUAGUAGUUGUCAAACUACUUUGUCAAGGAAUUUUAAAAAUAUUAAAUGUUUUAGUUUUAAGAUAAAAUAAAACAAAGUUAAUGAAAUAAUACUUUUAAAACUUAUGCACAAUUACUAAUAAAACAUUGCUUGAAUUAUAGCUUUUAACCAAAUUUUUAAAGAAUGAUGUUUUUUUUCCCCCAAGAUCUUUCAAUUGAGGCCAUUCCAAAUAAUAGCUGCUCUGAGGCAGAGCCAUAACAACCAAUUUUUGCAUUCAGGACUAGAAACACAAAAAUAUGCCUGUGAAACAAAAUACAAGAUCCUGAGGACACUUUGUUAUGCUCAUGGCAAGGGAGGAGAGGAGAAAACUCUCCUGGGGUAGCUAUCUGUUUUAACAAUUCUUACUAACUAGGUGCUAAACUCAGCUAUAUCUAGCUAUUUAAAAAACCACCAAAUAACCAAAUUUCUAGUUCAGACUAUCUUUUUAAAUUUCAGUAUUCUGGGUCAAAUUCUAGUAGCCCCAUCCUAGUUAAACUAUGAAUUCAUCAUUUGACGGAAGCACAAUCUGCUGUUCAUUUAAUGAGGAUAGUGAGACUUCAUUAUUGAAUUUAAAGGUUUUAGUAUUUGGGGGGGGGAGGUGUAUAGGAGUGGGAAAGGUAAAAAUGAAUUAGGCAGAAUCGUUAGCAAAGCAUGGUUGCUCCUCACCCACCUAUAAAUGGAAUCUUACAGGCUAUCAUCUUGAUGUGAAUGGUAACAUCCAAAGUGAUUAUCUCAAGCUCUAGCUGUUCUACUAGAAAAUAGGCUAAAGUAGAAAAGAUUACAUAACUCAAUGAAAAUUCUUCAUAGAGUAUGGUUAGUGCUCAGGACAUUCAGAUGUGUUUUGUUAAGGUGGAAAAAAACCUUUGCCCUAAUCCCUUGUGUUUAAGAUGCUGCCAAUUUAAAGAAAUAAAAGUUAAAGUCAGAGUAGGUGGAGAUAUUGAGUGAACAAGUAUCCGUAUUUCAGUGUCAGUCCCUUAAGAACAAGGAGGCUCUGGGGUUUUGAAUGAUUUCAUAAGAAGAAUGUAUAAAGUUUAAUUCUGUGCAGGUCUUGGUUGGUAAAAUAACUUCUCUGAUUUGUUUUUUCCUAAUAGGAACAAGUUCUGGGGUUAUUUGCAGGAGCUCUUCAAAUUGUAAAUGAUGUGUUAAAUAGGGAUUCAUUAAAUAAGUAGCUUUUCUUUUCUUCAUAUGAUAUAAUUAGGGAAAGAAAUUAGACUUUAGUUAUAUCUUCUGUGGUAGUUCUACAUAAAGGGAAAUAAAGCAUUUUCUAAAUUAAAAAAAGUCAGACUUAAGGAUUGGACAUGUGGAACACGUGUGAAAAGUUUUAUCUUUGCUUCAUUCUAUCCUAUAUUAAGUGCAAUUUAUUAAUACUGUCAUUAUUUAUGGAUUCAAACAACAACUUAGAUUCUGAUAUCAGAGAAAUUAACCAUUAAGAGCUUAGAUUUAAAAUCCUUCCAUGUAGCAUGAAGUGGGCAUUUUUGUCUGCUUGCCAUUUCCUGUUUGCAUUCUUUUAUAUUUAAGGAUUUUGUUAUUUUAAGAUAAACAUACUACCUUUCUACUUUAACAGUGUUUUAUUAAGUUAAAAAUUUCUUUAUAACAUUAUAAUUCUUAAAAGUGAGUAUUAACAUAACAGUAUAGAAUGUGCCAAUAUUUGAAGAGAAUAUCAAUUGUAGCUCAAUAUUUUUGGAACUAUAGAUCUAUAAAUGUUAGUGAAUAAGAUGUCUCUUCUUAUGAAUUCUUGGAUUGUCAAUUUGAGUAAUGACUAAAAUUAGUGAUUUUAGUUUUCUUAUGGUUAGUACUUGCUGACAAGGGCCCUCUACUACUCUGAAUGAGCUGCUUUUUUUUUUUUGUAGGAAAUGUUUCUCUUCCUAUUUACUUCAUCAGGAAGUCGAUAUUUAGUUUUGAAAAGAAUUUCAUAUUCUCUUCCUAUCCCUGAAGUUCAUCUACCACUUGACCUUUGCAGGAGAAUGGAGGAUUAUUGAUCCAUGAUCAUAUUUUGAAAGCAAACAUAUUUUGAUUAUGAGCAAAAUAAUGUGUCUGGGGAUCAUCAUUUAAAAGAUCUAGAGAUGUUAGCUUGAAGAGGACGUAAAAAUAGGAUAAUAGACAUCUUUUGUUGGAAGGGCUAUUAUGUAGAGGAAUGAUUAGAUUUAGUCUGCUAGACCCAAGUAUAGAAUUUGGAACUAUUAUUGGAAGUUACAUAGAGGCACAUUUAGAUUUGAUAUAAUUAGGGAAAAAAUUAAAAAGAAAAAACUUCUCCAUAAUGAGAACUAUCUUCAAAUGGAGUGUGUUAUAGGAGGUAGUGAAAGCCCCUACCUUGCUGGAGGUCUUCAAGUAAACCCUGAAUAGCCACUUGAUAUAGUGAAUAGUACUUUCCUGGGCACAUUUCAGCUCCUAGAUGGAUUCUGUGAGUCCUUUCCAUUGCUAAGAAUGUGUGGUUCUGAGUAUUGUUCUGGUUACUUUUACAACAAUGCCAUUUUUCAGCUCUAAAUAGCUUAGAAAAAUCAGCAGUACCAUCAUUUUUCCUCAGCAGCGUGAUUCUUCCUUGAAUAAAUGGUUUUGCUUUUUGUGUGUAAUUAUUUUCAAUAUGGUAAGUUCAAUGAAAGGAAGUUUGGCCAAGUUUGUAUUCAUGUCAUUGCCCCAAGUUGUGCUACUGUGAGUACAACUUGGACAGUUAAGUGCCUGGAAAACUUUUCCUUCCCUCCAUAGCUAUGCCUUAGGAAAAGACACAUGAUGUAAUAAGAGAGUUUAGUCACUAUGGUAUAUUUAAAUCUGGGAAUACUGUAUAGUUUUCAGGCAACAACCUUUAUUAGUAAUAGCAGAGCCAUAAGAGAGACAUCUGAGAACCAUAUUGACAAUAGCUCUGAUUUGGAAGGCAACACACCUUAUUCAGUUUACUUAGACCUGGGGAAAAUAGAGAUUGUGAGGUAAAUUUACUUAAUGAUAUGAAGUACUUUCAGUUAAUAGAAUUAGAAAAUAAUACUCUGUCUUUUCUGUAUUCUCAAUUUGGGUGGGGUACAUAUGUCGUUUGAUGAAAGGCAGUAUAGCAUGACAAUAAUUGGUCACAUGGGGGCAGCUCUUUAAGUUUUGCAAAACUCUUUACAUGCAUUAUUUUCUGGAAUUGUCUGGAAGACCUGAGUUCAAAUCUUAUCCCUAACACUUAUUACUAUAUGUACGACCAUGGGCAAAUAUGUUUCGUAUCUCUGAAACUUUGGGAAUAUAUUUGCAUAUGAUCUUAGAAUAUUACUUGUAAUAAGUUACAAUUUGGGAUAAUAGAGUUUGCUCAGAUCUUUGACAUAAUGGCCCUAAUAAUUUGAUAAAUUAGUCUCCUCUUAUUGUUUAUUUCAUAGGAAAGUAGGUUUAAUAAAUAAAGCAAAAGAAAGAAAACAAUGUCAUUCUAUUCAACAACAUGAUAUUCAAGCUAUUUGGUAGGAAUUCUUGUGCUAAAAUGCAUGAGGUCUUCAGGGGAUGGUCCUGUGUAGAUCUUUACGUAUGGCUCUGACUUGAAUAUGGAGCUGUGAAAUGAGCUUAGAGGCUAGACUAGAUUACUUCUGAAGUCUCUUUCAACUCUUGAUCUAUGUUCCUGUCAUCCUGUGAGCCUAUAAACCUUUCAGCCUAAGUGCCUAUAAAGAGAACUUUUGAGAGGAAGCAUCAUGGUACCUGUAGCAAGGUCUUAUUGGAGACAUUAGCAGUGGUAUUGACCAUCCAAGUCAUUACAUCUUUGCUUUUAGGUUUUUACUCUUUUGAUGGACCUUUUGCAUUUCUUCAUAAAUGUUGCCUUAUGUCUGUCUGUACCCCAUUUAAUUCCAUAUUUGAAUUCUGUUACAUACUUAUUGAUGUAGAAAAUAACUUAAUGAAAUGGCACAUCUAGAUUGGUUAAAGAAUGAGUGAACAAAUAUACUUGCAGGAGUGUUGUGCAUGUGUGUAUUUGAUGGAGUAGCAGUGAUCCACAUUACAAUACGGUAUAUAUUAAUUAUCUCAAACACUACUAUUGUUGUACUUCUUUAUUGCUCCAGUGGCAUAAAUUCAGCCACGGUCAUUGCACAAUCCACCAAGUCCAAAAGUUGUGAUCAAGCAUUUUCCAGCCCUUUUAGCAUAGUAGGAGGUUACUACUCUCCUCCUAUUUCUCUCAGUGAAAUUCAUCACCAACUGUGCUUCCCCACUGACAGCUAUAAGUAGUGUGAAUCCCAGACUAGCCUUUUAUUCUUACAACUUUCCUGACUCUGGAUUCUGGCUGAGACAACAUCCAACUUCAAGAAAGUCGGAAAUAACAAAACUAUUUUCUGUUGGCAAAUCAUCUGGAAUGGGCAGCAUUAUAAAAAGUGAUUUGGGGCCCAGGAGUCAUCAUGUCUUUUUUAUUUAAUUAUUUUGAAAACAGACUAUUGAUGGAAUACAAGAACAAAAUGUAAAAACAAGGCAGUUAUCCCCAAUUAGUUAUAAAAAAUGUCUCCACUUAAGAUGGGCUAUUUUUCUCUUUAGGAAGCAUGCAAUUGAGUUGCUACUAAUUUGCUUCCAUAUCUAUUAUUAUAUCUCAUGUCAAGAUGUAUUAAAAUCAAGAGGAGGUGCCAUGAGAAUCAUUGUCUUCUCCCCUUGCUACUUCUCCCCAGUGGAUGAGUUUUGUUGUGUUUUCCUAAUGCUAAAUAUUGACUCCCUGAGGUUUUAUAAUGAGCACAAAGUCAGAAAAGGGCAAGACAAAUCACUUCCCCUACCAAGUGUUUGGUAGAUUUAAUUUGUCUUCCUUUUCUGACAAAGAUAUGAUGCUCAAGCCCACUAAGCUUGGUUUGCCUUUUUAUCCCUAAGAGGCUAUUUGGAUAGUAAAUGGUUAGCUACUCUAGACACACUGUUACAGAUUAUAAUUAAUGACUCCAGCACUCUUCCUGCUUGGAGUCUUUGGUGACUCAAUGACACUGUAUGAGGAUUCACCAUAAUCUAUCAUUGCUCAAGGAGCCUUAACUAUAUUAUUGAUCAAUCAACAAGCAUUUAUUAAUGUUUUAAUUAAAUUAAACUUUGCAUUGAGGUGACAAAGACAGAGACAAAAGUCUAAAAAUUUCUGCCCUCAUAGAGUUUACACUCCACUGGAAUGUACUGACAUUGGGGUCAUACUUUCCCUUUAAAAUGUUUCUUUUUUUAAGUAGUUCCCUUAAAAAUAACAAUAAUUCUUUUUUAGUAUAUUAAAGGGCAGGAUCACAAAUAGGUAUGUAUACAUGAUACACAUAUAUGUGCAUAUCUGGGUAUUUGUAUGUGUCUAUGUAUAAUAUCUUCUUAUGGUGUUAAUAGUUUCUUUAAGACCUCUUAGAUUGGAUUUUCAUUAGAAAAUGUCUACUCUUUGCAAAUUAUGGAGUUAAUUUGAUUCAGACAAAAGUGUCUAAUAGACUAUAGCUGGUUUCAUUUCAUGAGUCAUAUUGUCUACCUCUUCAAUUCACUUCAUUGCAACAAACAUUUCUUAAGUGCCUCCUAUUUUCCAGGCUCUGUCUCAGGUUCUGGGUUUGAAAACACAAAAGAGUCCCUGACUUUAAAGAGCUUUCAACUGAUAAAACUAACCUGAACCAAAACAUAGCUGGUGGGUAGUUUGCUGAGCUUAAUGUUCAUAAGCUGCCCAGCUGAGGAAUGAUGUUUAAUGCCCCAAAACUUUAAAGAUCACAGGUGUCAACUUUUUAUUUCGGCAUUGUGGGUAAUUAAAUUUGAUAAAAUGUGUGGAUGUCAGAUUACCUACUGGUUUGGGUAUUUUGCUCAUAGUAAAUGCUUGUUGACUGAUUGACAGAUGAACUGCUCUUGGUAAAGAGUGAAACUCCUUACUUAUUUUUACACUUCUAAGAUCUUUAGCCAGUUCCCAUUGUGUGUGUGUGUGUGUGUGUGUGUGUGUGUGAGUGAGUGAGAGAGAGAGAGAGAGAGAGAGAGAGAGAGAGAGAGAGAGAGAGAGAGAGAGAGAAAGAAUAUGAAAUGAAAGUCAUCUUUAUGUUACUCUGUGAAAUUAUGUUAUGUUACUUUGGGGGGUGUGGCACUGAUUUUAUACCAGCAUUUAAUACUUGAAAAAAAUGAAUAUUUCUAUGGUUAAAAAUGGCUUUCCUGAGGGAGAUCUUGUACAGUGAUUAUAUGUCCAGAUUGUAGCUAAGGGCUAUUGGUAUAACCACUAUGAUAUUAUUGAAACUUUGUGUUGUGUAUAUAUAUAUAUAUAUAUUGGGGUGGAAGAUAAAUAUGUGCCUUUGUAUAGAACACCAUUUUUGGUGCAAUAUGAUAUCCUACACUUUUUUAUUGUAGUUUAAUAAUAGAUAUAUUUAUAUGUUUAAAACCUAUUUUACUUUUUAGUUGCUUCUCUGAUAUUGGCUGUCUCUUUUUAUUAUUUUUUCUUUUUGGUAUAUAUUUUUGUUUGACCACAUCUGGUUCAAACUACAAAAUCCUGUUGUUACAGAAAUUGAAAAUUAAAUAAAUAUUCAUACAGUUUAAUAAA
Messenger RNA from Monodelphis domestica (gray short-tailed opossum), 15006 nucleotides. It is a transcript of the gene SLC7A11, whose product is annotated as solute carrier family 7 member 11. Gene Ontology annotation, biological process: amino acid transmembrane transport. Gene Ontology annotation, cellular component: membrane. The record is from RefSeq and is a predicted model, not a curated record. Lineage: Eukaryota; Metazoa; Chordata; Mammalia; Didelphimorphia; Didelphidae. Gene Ontology annotation, molecular function: L-amino acid transmembrane transporter activity.